Molecule: messenger RNA, 2210 nt
Organism: Arachis stenosperma
Lineage: Eukaryota; Viridiplantae; Streptophyta; Magnoliopsida; Fabales; Fabaceae
Exons: 8
Coding region: 193-1887 (564 amino acids)
Source: RefSeq, a predicted model, not a curated record
CACUUUUUGAUUUCUCCGCCAAUCUUCUCUGUAUAUUCCUUCCUUCCUUACUGUGUUUCAAGUUCACAGAGCUCAGAACUGAAGCUUCUUCGCAUACAAUGAAUUCAACUUCUUCUUCUUCAUCUGUUUCUAAAUUUCCAAUUCAAAUUUCCCAAACACUGAAACCCUAACCUCUCCAACACGCUGAAUCCAAUGGCCACUGCGGCGUUCAAAUCCACCACAAAACGAACUCCUGUCGGAGCCGGAGCUUCAGCUUCUUCCGCCGAGGACACCGCCUCCUCCAACCGCAGCGGCGGCAGCUCCACGUCACUCCACCACCGCCGUUCAAGGAGCCUCAGCAGGUUCUCCCGUUCUCUCACUUCUCACGAGAACAACGAUAGCAAUAGCAGCAACAGUAACGGUAACGGUUACGAUUUCUCUGCUCCGAGGAGAGGGAAGUUCGUCAACACCGUAAGAGGCUCUGGAUUCCCGGAGAUCAGCCUCGACGACCUCGCUAUCGAAUUCUUCGAGUCAGCGAACCGAGGCAGCUCCUCAGGUUCUGGAAGGUUCGAUUCGGAGGCUACUCCUGCCGCGUCGCAGAGGAGAGGGAGGUCUGUAUCGAGGAAAGGCUCCGGAGCUGGAGAUGAUCGGAGGAUCAGUAUCGGCGGUGGCGGCGGCGGGGGAAGAACGGUCGCCGAUGCGAAUAAUCCGAGGAGGAGGAGAUCGGUUUCGGUGGUUCGAUACCAAAUUAGCGAUUCUGAGAGUGACCUGGAUCAUUCUCAGAAGUCUAGAAGUCGCGUGAGUAUGAAAAAUAGUGAUAUUGGGAACAAGCUAACGAACAAAUCAGUUGCUUCAGAUCAAAGACCAAGUCUUAAGAAGUCUCUAAGCCAGAAGGAUUUGAGAUCGUUUGAUGGCUACUCUAGUCAUUCUUCAGUUCUUACGGAUGAUGAAGGAGCAGGUGUUCACUUUAAUAAGAAUGGAAAUGCGAAACAAGUGGUUUAUCCACAGAAAAAGGUGGCAGAUUCAGUCAUGGAUAAUGGAUCACACAAAGUAAAUCAGAAAGAAAUUAGGCAUUUGGGAAUUGAACAAGCUGUGGCAAAACCAAGAGGUAUUCAGUCUGUUUCUUCGGCUAGAAGGAACUAUGAAAGUGAACUGGAACAGUCACAGAAGCGAAAACAGGAGUUGUUAGCUGAAAUAGUGUUUGAGGAGCAGCGAGGCAAAGAACUUUCGAAGAUUGUUAAUGAACUGGUUCCUGCUACUAAGAACAAUUCUGCACAAAAACCAUCAAGAGCCAGGAAGAGAAGUAAUGACAGGAGCAGAAUGUCUAUGUGCUUAACUGAGGAGGCUGAGAGAUAUAUUGAGGAUUUUAUUUCAAAUGUUGAAGAUACUACAGAUAUUUCUUCCCUGGAUGGAGAAAGGAGUGAUACAAGCUCAUCCAUUGGAGGUUUGAUAAAGCCGGAAACAUAUAGUAGCCCCCCAAUAGCUAGAUCUAUUCCUGGUUUAACGGAUGGGGUUACCUUGCCAUGGUUACAAUGGGAGACUAGUAAUGAUGUUUCUCAUGCAGCAAGCCUGAAUAAUAAAGCACAGAUGACCUUGACCCCAAAGAGUGCAAGUUCAACUCAGGAAAUAUCGAAGGCACAAGAUCAAAGUAGCUAUUCUGUGAGCAGUCGUGGAAGUUGGAGCCCAGAAUGCCUUAAAGAGUAUAUCGGAAAGGAUGUAUACAGUAAAUUUGGAGAAUCUUUUAGUUACUCAGACAAGUCUUUCUCGGCCAGAUCCAAAGGAUUAAGGUACGACAUGGAUGAGUACCUUAAAACUAAAAGCAAAGAAGAUAUUAUAAUUGAGAGAUGGAGGCAACAGCAUAGAAUUAAUUCUGGCAGCCUCGUAUUAUGUAACCUGAGAUUAUUUUGAGAAAUUAUUGUUUGUUGAUAGAGCACUUAGAUAAAUUAUACUUGAUUUAAAAGAUGACAUCUAAGUGUUCUAUGCACAGGCAAUUAUUUCUCAAUUGUUUUAAGACAUGUCUCUGCCUUUGAAGGGUGGCCAAUUUGCCUUCUUCUGUGGCAUGGUUUCUAUCCUGUGUAUAGAUAAUUAUUCGUAUUAUUGUAGUUCCUCUGGCCAUGUUUGCAAUUUGAAGGCUAUAUUUGAAGCUAGUAAGCUGGUGAACGAUAUAAACAUUAUAUGCCGAAGUUUUUUGUUCUUGUUUAUCACAUUGUGGGGUUUUAAUAAUAUAAAAG